Messenger RNA from Monosiga brevicollis MX1, 4779 nucleotides. RefSeq lists its product as uncharacterized. Gene Ontology annotation, molecular function: DNA-directed RNA polymerase activity; DNA binding. The record is from RefSeq and is a predicted model, not a curated record. Gene Ontology annotation, biological process: DNA-templated transcription. The annotation marks the transcript as partial. Gene Ontology annotation, cellular component: RNA polymerase I complex. The transcript has 22 exons. NCBI's taxonomy places the organism in Eukaryota, Choanoflagellata, Craspedida, Salpingoecidae.
CAGGUCCGUGGCGUUUCCUUUGGCAUGUUCGAUGAUGCCACGACGCGUCGUCUUUCCGUCAAGGGCAUCAGCCAUGCCGAUGGUUUUGAUGAGUUGAACAACCCCAUGAUCGGGGGUCUGUACGACCCAGCCCUGGGCCCUGUGGACAACUCGGAACGCUGCACCACUUGCCAUCUUUUGGGCACACACUGCCCUGGCCACAUGGGCCACAUUGAGCUGCCCGUGCAUGUGUAUCACCCGCUCUUUUUCCAGCAGUUGUACCAGCUUCUUCGUGCCAAAUGCCGUCUCUGUCACAAAUUCAAGGCCGGCGACGUUCCCCUUCAGUUGUUGCAGCACCAAUUGGACCUGCUCGCUCGCGACGCCCUGGUCGAGGCCCGCAACCUGGAGGAUGCCCUCGACCUCCCGCGCCUGCCCAGUGAUGAGGGUCAAGACCCCAGUGAAGGCCCGGAGCACCUUCGGGCAGCCUUUGAGGCUAGCAUGGCCCGCGUCAUGGAGCGUCAAGCCUCAGAGCGCCCUAAUCCUGCCAACUCCAUCCACGUGGCCAAGUAUCGUCGUGAGCUCAUUGAAGCCUUUCUCAAGAAUACCGUCAACAUCAAAUCUUGCGCUCACUGCGGCGCCGCUUCUCGCCGUCUCACCCACGAAGCUUCUGUCAAGAUUUUUGCCAACCCUUUGCCCCAAAAACAGCGCGCACGCAUGGUCGCUCAAAAACUCGAAGAAAUGCCCUUGCUACCCUCAAUUGCCGAGGCUUACUUGACCUCGGGUCAUCGUGACGAGCCACGUGGUGAGGACACUGGUGUUUCGCAGCGCGAGCUUUGGGCUCGUCACGCAGACUUGCUCACCAACAUUUUCGCCAGCCGCGUGCUGGGCGUCAACGAUGAUGGCUCGGCCACCCGCAUUAGCAGCUAUGAGUCGUUCUUCCUUCGGGUCCUUCCCGUGCCCCCCAACCGCUUUCGCCCUCCUUCCUUGAUGGGUGGCCAGACGUUUGAAAAUAGCCAAACAAUUACUUUGGGUGCUAUCAUCAAAGAUGUGGACCAGUUGCGUGACAUCUUCAAGAUGCGUAUGUCCGAGGAAGAUGGCAACGUGGCAGAGUAUGAGCGCAAGCGUGUUGAGAACCUCAACCGAGCGUGGCAACAACUCCAGUCACAUGUCAACAUCCUUAUUGACAGCUCGCUUGCGGGAGGUCGGGCUGCACUUGACGUACAGCCGGGCAUUCGUCAGCUGCUGGAGCGCAAAGAGGGCCUGUUCCGCAUGCAUAUGAUGGGCAAGCGUGUCAACUACGCCGCACGAACCGUCAUCUCGCCUGAUCCCAUGAUCGGCACCAAUGAAGUCGGCGUGCCCGAUUGCUUCGCCACACGCCUGACCUAUCCUCAGCCCGUGACUCCCUGGAAUGUCAACUACCUGCGUCAAUGCGUGCUCAACGGGCCCGACGUUCAUCCCGGCGCCACCCAUGUCAUGGAUGAGGAUGGCCACGUGACCGUCCUCAGUCGAGAACUAUCCAAGCGCGUGCCCAUUGCAGACCAAUUGUUGACGCCUUCGCCCAAAGCGCGUUCUGACCGCCCCAAGAUUGUCAUGCGUCACAUCAAGAACGGCGACUGGGUGCUUAUGAACCGUCAGCCCUCGCUCCACAAGUCCAGUAUCAUGGCUCAUCAAGUCCGAGUCCUCACGGGCGAGCGCACCAUGCGUCUGCACUACUCCAACUGCAAGUCUUACAACGCUGACUUUGACGGUGACGAGAUGAACCUUCACUUCCCGCAAAGCGAGUUUGCGCGUGCCGAAGCUUCGGAGAUUGCCUCGAACAACUUCCAGUAUAUCGGUUUGGCCGGUGAUCCGCUCCGUGGUUUGAUCCAGGAUCACGUGAUUGCCGCCGUGAAGAUGUGCUGCAAAGACUCCUUUUAUGAUCGUCAUCACUAUCAGACAUUUGUGUACUCUGCCCUCAAGGAUGAGUACAAGGGCACUCGCAUUGUGACGGUGCCUCCGGCCAUGAUCAAGCCCCAACGUCUCUGGACCGGCAAGCAGAUCAUCACCACAAUUCUCAAGAAUCUGACGCUGAACCAAACAGGCAUGAACCUGUAUGGCAAGGCCAAGAUCAAGAAUGCCUGGUCAGCCAACGACAAGGGUGGCCUCGAGGGCGAGAGCACGGUCAUUGUGCGCAACUGCGAACUUUUGUGCGGCAUUCUAGACAAGGCUCAAGUCGGAAACUCCACGUAUGGUAUCGUGCACGCAGUCUAUGAGGUAUACGGCGGGCGCACCGCCGGCGAGUUUUUGAGCGCCUUGGGCCGUGUCUGGACCAUGUGGCUCAAAAUGCACGGGCAUACGCUUUGCAUUGACGACUUGAUCUUGCGGCCCGAAUUUGACGCAGCGCGUCGUGAGAUUUUGGAUGACAGCACAACCCAUGGCCACGAGGCCGCAGCCAACUACGUGAAGCAAGAUGAUUGGCGCGAUGAUGACUUGCUCAAAUCCAACUUGCAAACCAUUUUGCGCGAUCCUGGAGAGAGCAAGGGCUUGGACAGCGCCAUGAGCGGCGCUGCCAACAAGAUUCAAUCCAAGGUCAUCGAAAAGACCAUGCCUCAUGGUCUCAUCAAGCCCUUCCCUCACAACAACUUCCAGUUGAUUGUGCAAUCUGGUGCCAAGGGUUCCAACGUGAACGCCACCCAGAUCUCCUGUAUGCUUGGUCAGCAGAUGCUGGAAGGUCGCCGUGUCCCAGUCAUGAGCAGUGGCAAAACUCUGCCUUCGUUCCCAGCCUUUGAUGCCAGCCUGCGUGCUGGUGGUCUUAUCACCGACCGCUUCUUGACCGGUCUCCGCCCCCAGGAGUACUUCUUCCAUUGCAUGGCCGGCCGUGAGGGCUUGGUUGAUACGGCUGUAAAGACUUCUCGCUCCGGAUACCUGCAGCGCUGCUUGAUCAAGCACCUGGAAGAUAUCAAGGUUCACUACGAUCUGACCGUGCGGGACAGCGACGGCUCCGUCGUUCAGUUCCGUUAUGGUGAGGAUGCUUUGGACGUCACAAAGACAAACUCUUUGACCAACUUUGACUUUAUGGCGCUCAAUUACCCGGCGUUAUUGAGCCGCUACAACGUCGAGGCCCUGGGUGACGCCUUUCCCGGAAAGGUACGUCAAGCGGGCAAGAUGCAACAGGAGGCCAUUGCACAACCUGCAAAGCACGACCCCGUCUUGGCGACCUUGCGCCCGGAUACACACUUUGGCUGCGUCUCGGAGAAUUUCUACAAGAAGCUGCAAGGCUACUUGACCAAGGAUCCAGCACGCUUGGCCGACCUCAGCAAGGGGUUGGAUGCCAAGCGCUUUGAGCAGCUCAUGUACUUGAUCAGCUGCCGUGCGGUGGCUGAGCCUGGCGAGCCUGUGGGCAUCUUGGCCGCCCAGUCCAUUGGUGAACCCUCCACGCAGAUGACGCUCAACACCUUCCACUUUGCCGGUCGCGGUGACGUCAACGUUACGCUUGGUAUCCCGCGCUUGCGCGAAAUUGUCAUGACGGCCAGCAAGGCUGCCAAGACGCCCAUCAUGAUUGUGCCUCUACGCUUGAGCGUGCCCCAGAUCCAGGAGCGUGCUCGCUCCCUGGCAGCCCGACUGGCACCUGUGCGCCUCAGCGACGUGCUUGAUCGCGUUGAGGUGCACUCAAAACUGGCGGCAAGCCGGGACGGCGAUCGCUUCCGUAGCUAUCGCAUUCGCCUCUCCUUGAUCGACAAGGAGGAGUACGAAGAAGUCUUUGGUAUUGGUCGCAAGGAGCUUUUCAAGGCAUUGGAAAACAAGGUCGUGGCCCGCCUCUUCAAAAUGGGCCAUCGCAGCAUCGUGACCAGCAGCAGCGACAAGAUCAUUGCUCAGGGCGAUGGCGAUGACGCUGAAGCUCAUGAUCAAGAGGGUGGCGACGAUGCUGACGGAGCAGAUGUGGAGGCGAACCGCGAGAUUGGUGAGGGUGAUGGUACGCUGGCCGCGCCGCGUCAGGAUGAAGAUCAAAAUGCCGGCGAUUCUGAUGAUGACGAAGCAUUCGCCAACGACGUGGACAUGGAAGCCGAUGAAGGUCAUGGUUCUGACAAUGACCUGGAGCACGCGACUGAUCAGCAAGUGGCAGAAUUGGCCAAGAUUGCCGCCGCCCGUCGCAAGCAUCGUGAGCGUGUCAUUGCAUUGAGCCCGGCCAUUGCCGACUACGACUACGAUUCCAAGGGCCGCUGGCUGGAGGUGGAGCUUGCGGUUCCCGCAAGCAUGCAAAAGAUGCUGUUUGUGACCAUCCUGGAGAAUAGCGCCAAGAAGAUUAUGCUCCGCGAGACCAAGGGCAUCAAGUCUUGCCGUGUUCACGUGCCCGAGCCAGACACACUGCAAGUGGAGGGUUUGAACAUUUAUGAGCUGUGGCAACAUGCCGAGUUGUUGGAGCUGAACAGCCUCAAGUGUAACGACGUCAACGCUAUGUUCGAGACGUAUGGCGUGGAGGCCGGCCAGCGUUCUAUCAUUCGCGAGUUGUCCGCCGUGUUCGACGUGUACGGUAUUGCUGUCAACCAUCGUCAUUUGUCCCUGGUGGCCGACUACAUGGCCUUUGAGGGAGAUUAUCGUGGGAUGAACCGCAUCUCGAUGCGUUCAAGCACGGAUCCCUUCUUGAAGAUGAGCUUCGAGUCAACGACUGACUUUUUGCGCGCUUCGACCCUCCGUGGUGACCAUGACACAUUGCAGUCCAACUCUUCACGCCUGGUGCUGGGUGCUGUCACGGCGGGUGGUACGGGCGUGUGCUCGGUGGUUCAGCCGCUUGUGAAGGAGCGUAUGACCGCCUCGGCGUGA